AUGCUGGGACCUUUCACAGGGCCGGGUCUGGGGGCAGUUCGACAUUCCCUGGACGCACCGGGCAUUGUUGUUCCGUCCGGGCAGGGGGCGGGGCAGGGAGAGGGCCGCUGCGGCCCGCGCGCUCCCGACCUGCGCACCGCCCGCCGCGCGCUCGCUCACGGCGGGGCCGCAGGGGGUGGGGGCUCGGCGCGAGCAACUCCGCCGGCCGCCCCGGCGUGCGCCUUCGGGAAGCUUCGGUGCCCGCCCUCUGCGCCCCGGCGCCCUGCGGGUCUGUGCUGGGAGAGGCCUGAGAGCCGCGUCCCGGGCGGUGCCGGAGAGGACGAGGAGGAGGAGGGACUCGGCGGGAGGGUGGGCUUGCUCUCAAUUUUGCGCAAAUUGAAAAGUGCACCAGACCAGGAGGUGAGAAUUCUUCUCCUGGGCUUGGAUAAUGCUGGCAAGACCACUCUUCUGAAGCAGCUUGCAUCUGAAGACAUCAGCCACAUUACACCUACACAGGGAUUUAACAUCAAAAGUGUACAAUCACAAGGUUUUAAACUGAAUGUAUGGGACAUUGGUGGACAGAGAAAAAUCAGACCAUACUGGAGAAAUUAUUUUGAAAAUACUAAUAUUCUCAUAUAUGUAAUUGACAGUGCAGACAGAAAAAGAUUUGAAGAGACGGUUCAGGAACUAGCUGAAUUACUGGAGGAAGAAAAACUAAGUUGUGUGCCAGUGCUCACCUUUGCUAACAAGCAGGAUUUGCUCACCGUAGCCCCUGCCUCUGAAAUUGCAGAAGGACUAAACCUGCGUACCAUCCGCGACCGCAUCUGGCAGAUCCAGUCCUGCUCAGCUCUCACGGGAGAGGGCGUUCAGGACGGCAUGAACGGGGUCUGCAAAAAUGUCAGUGCAAAGAAGAAAUAAAAUCUAGCCGAAUGGAGAGACGCAGGAGCUGUGGGAGCUGAAUUCUGUCUUGAAAAACACUAAUUUUGCUGCUUUCUGACCAAAUGUUUUUCCAUCUGCAUACAGCUACAGCUGUUUGAAGG
This is a messenger RNA of Odobenus rosmarus divergens (Pacific walrus), 1019 nucleotides long. Its product is annotated as ADP-ribosylation factor-like protein 3-like. The record is from RefSeq and is a predicted model, not a curated record. The transcript has 2 exons. Lineage: Eukaryota; Metazoa; Chordata; Mammalia; Carnivora; Odobenidae. The coding region runs from base 1 to 897 and encodes 298 amino acids.